AGCAUAUUUCUCUUGUUUACCGGCCCAGCGGCCAGAAUGAAGGUGUGACCCGUCUCAUGGACAAGUAUUGGGUGGCCCAUCCUGACGAUGUUUUCUGUCCAUGCACCUGUGAAGUGAGUGGAGACAAAGUCCAUUUCAUCGAUCCAGAUGGUAAGCGUGUGACGAACAAGGGCUCUCCGCUCACACAUUCAGUAGCAACUUUAGGAGAACUUCCCAAAGUUCAUGAACCCCAGCUUCUUGGUGUUGGCAAUGUUUGUGAGCUCGUUGUUGUGGACAAUGCUGCAGUUCUUCACACCGUCCGCACCAGAUACAAGAGAUCCGAUAUCUAUACAUUCGUCUCCAAGAUGCUGGUCGCGGUGAACCCUUUCAAAGAGCUAGCCGUUUACUCCAAGGAGAACCUGAUCAAGUAUCUUGGGGCUUCGAGCACUAUGGAUUUGCCACCGCAUAUAUAUGCAUUGGGCCUGCACGCAGUCAAGGGGCUGCAGCAGAAUGGCGGAACAAGCCAGGUUGUACUUAUUAGUGGCGAGUCUGGGGCCGGCAAGACCGAAUCUGCGAAAUUAGUAAUGUCUUACAUCUCAGAGGCGAUUGGAAGCUCCCGGCAGUUGCAGCGACGGGAGAGCAGGCCCCGAUAUUCGGUAGCCUUCGAUCCUGCAACACCAGGCCAAUCGAGGCGAAAGAGCCGAUACUCUGUGAUUGAUCCCGCAAAGCCCAGUAUUCAGGACAAGAUCAUCCAGACAAAUCCAAUUCUGGAAGCUUUUGGAAAUGCCAUGACAGUGAGGAACAACAACUCCUCCCGCUUUGGCAAGUGGACUCAAAUGAUCAUUUCUCCAAACAUGACCAUUGAAGGCUGUUCUGUCACUGACUACCUUUUGGAGGUGACCCGAGUGUGUGGCAGCGCUGAGAAGGAGCGCAACUACCACAUUUUCUUUCAGUUGCUACAAGCUAGAGACGAUCCAGAACUGCAAGAUUUGGGCAUCGAAGCUCCACAGGAGUACAACUACAUCAAAGGAUCCCAGCUCACAGCACCUGGAAUCGAUGAUGCACGCUGUUUCUUAGAAGUCAAAGAGGCCUUCCUUGCCUUGAGCUUCAGCUUGGAGGUACAGAAGGAGAUCUUCAAGGUAGUGGUGGGCUUGCUGGUCCUUGGCAACAUCGACAUUGCCGAUGGAGACGAAGCCAAGAUUGAAGGAAAUGCUGCAGUGAGCAAAGCGAGCCAACUGCUUGGCAUCGACCCGGAGGCAUUGAAGAGUAUGAUUCUGAUACAGCAGCGCAAAGUUGGCACUGAGGUUAUGAACUCGCAAAGGACCCCUCCUCAAGCCAAAUCCGUGCGAGAUACUUUUGCCAGGAUGCUGUACGGUCGCACCUUCAAGUGGCUCAUUGAGAAAAUCAACGAGAAACUUCGCGAGUCUUCCACCAGCCAAGUUUUCCUGGGAGUGCUGGACAUUGCUGGGUUUGAAAGCUUCGAACGCAACAGCUUGGAGCAACUCUUCAUCAAUUUGAGCAAUGAAAUCUUGCAAAGCCACUUCAAUCAACACUUUUUCCGAAUGGAACUCAAGGAGUAUGAAGCUGAAGGCAUUGAGGUGGGUAUCGACAUAAAAUAUCAGGACAACUCGGAUAUCGUUAGUUUGAUCAAUGCCAAAGGCGGCAUUCUUUCCCUUUUGGAUGACGAGGCCAGCCUCCCUCGGACCACAGAUGAGACCUUCGUGUCCAAAGUCAUCAGGGCACAUGGAGAUCAUACAAGGAUAGUGAGGACUAGAAUGGGAGGUGCAGGUGCAGUGAAAUUUGGCAUCAAGCAUUUUGCCGGAGAAGUCACUUAUGAUGCGACUGGCUUCUUGGAGAAAAACAGAGCAAAGCUUCCUGAUGAGGCUGCUGCACUGCUUUGCUCUUCAUCGUCCUCAAUCCUGCAGGAAAUUGGCAAGAAAGUGACUGCUGAAGUAGAGGCUGAAAGUCGUAGUAAAGGCCGAAAGGUCAAGACUGUCAGUUCUGGUUUUCGGCAGUCCUUAGAGGACUUGAUGCAAACCGUGAACUCAGCGGAGCCUCACUUCAUCCGUUGCCUCAAGCCAAACCCGGCCAAGGCCCCGGACAACUUUGACUCCAAGUAUACCUACGAACAGAUGUUGUACAGUGGAAUCUUUGAGGCAGUGCGCAUCAGGCAAUCUGGCUUUCCGAUGCGAUUGCUUCACGCCGACUUUGUGGAACGUUAUUGUCGGUGCCUGCCAAAAGAGCAAUGGCCAGAGCUUGUUGGGCCCAGGCAGGUGCCGGAGCAGGAGAAGCUAAAUCUGGUUGUGACUGCUCUUCGGAAGCAGCUCGCCCAAGUUGAUUUACCAGACCAGGGCCUCGCAGUUGGAACCACGAAGGUUUUGGGCAAAGCGCUGACAAUGAGUGUCUUAGAGGAGAUACGUCACAAAGCCCUGCUUUCGCAGAAACAGGACCAGGAAGCUGCAAAAGAAGAAAUCACAAGGGCAAUCAAGGCGCGGGACCCUGAAGCCUUGCUCGCCGCCUUGGUGCAAGGCGAACUGCUGCAGUUGGAGCAGAAUAUUUUGGAGGAGGCAAAAAGAGCACUUGAAUACGAGGAGAGGCGUGCAAAGGUCAUGGAGGUCCUCAAUGAGGCGAUCAGCGUUCGUGAAGUCAUUCGACUCAGAGCGGCGAUUCAACAGGCAAAGGACUUUGGCUUGGAGCACCCAGAUGAUUUGGCCAUCCUUGAGGAAGCAGUGGUGACAAUGCAGCGGGAACUUUGGCCUCAAGCUCGUUCCGGAUUGGCACAGGCGGUGCUUGCCCGCGAUGUCAAGAAGCUGCAGGAGGCCCUGGCAGAGGCACAGCUAGUGGGUCUUGCUGCAGAUGAGACGAAGCCGGCGAGGCAAGCUUUGCGGGAGGAGGAACGGAAAGCUGCGGCAAUCGAGGGCCUUAAGGAUCCGCUUUUGCGCAAGGACAUCGCAGCCAUGCAAUCGGCCAUUGCUGAAGGUGAAGAAGCAGGCCUGACAGAUGCCGACUUGGAACAAAUAAGGAAAGCACUUGCUGAAGAAGAACGAAAAGUCAAUGCCCGUACAGCAUUGCAGACUGCAACAAAGUCUCGCAAGGUUCCGGCAAUCCAAGCUGCUCUGGAGGAGGCGGAAGCCUGCCAGUUGGAGGGUCCAGAGAUCUACGAGGCGAAGCGAACGCUGGCAGAAGAGCAGUCCAAGAUGCAAGCCAGGACGGCAGUGCAGCAGGCAAUGCAAAGCCGGGAUGUCACAGAGCUACGAGCAGCUUUGAAACAAGGCUUUGCCUGGGGCUUGGAGGAGGCAGACUUACAACGGGCAAGGAUGAUUCUGAAGCAGGAGGAGAUCAAGCUGGAAGCGUUGCGGGCUUUGGAAGACGCCCUCCGCAGCCGAGACAUUGAGGAUUUGCAAGCAGCUAUCCGCAAUGGGCAAUCCUCCAAUCUGGACCCCUCACAAUUGCGCCCUGCUCGGACAGCUUUGGAGGAGGAACAGAAGAAAGUCUCAGCCAAGUCCAGCCUCGAGAAGGCCAUCAAGCGCAGAGACAUAAAUGCACUGCUGAAAGCGUUGGCAGACGGGGAGAAAGCUGGCUUGGUGCCAGAAGAUGAGGAGAUGAUGAUGGCUAGCGCUACCCUAGCAGCUGAGCAGGCCAAGGCAGCAGCAAAGGAGCUUUUGGCGCAGGCUGUGCGAGACCUUAGUUAUGACACAAUACCAAAUCUUCGGGCAGCCAUUCAAGAGGCCGAACUCCAACUCUUGGAUGCUGUUCUCCUGGAUCCUGCAAAAACAAAGUUGGAGACAAGUGAACGGCAGCUGGCUGCAAAGACGGAUCUUCGAGAUGCUUUGGCCAGUGGAGACAUCGAAGACCUCUCUUCGGCAAUUAGCAAUGCUGAACAUGCAGGACUUCCUUCAGCAGAUGAGCACCUUUCGGAAGCGCGGCGAUUGCAUGCAGAAGAGAAGAGGCGAGUCAAAGCUCGACAAGGACUCUUCGAUGCAGUGCAAAGUCGCGACAUCGAGCGAUUGCAGAAGGCAAUUGAAGAAGGCCAAGCAUGCAAAAUUGAUGAAGAUGACAUUCGCGAAGCGAGCGAUGUUCUGAUGGAGGAGAACCGCAAGGCGAAUGCGCGAGAGGGCCUUCAGCGCGCCACAUGGAGCCGGAGCAUCCUAGACCUCAAGUCUGCCAUUUUGGAGGCCGAAGAUGCAGGUGUCGAUGAAGAGGAAAUGAUGGAAGCAAGGCAGAUGCUGGGUGUAGAGGAGCGCAAAGAAGAGGCCCGAAGCAACCUCGCUGCUGCAACUCAGAACCGUGAUGUAGAGAUGCUCGAAGAUGCGCUGGAGGAGGCAGAUCGCUGUGGCCUUUUGCCAACGGAGACGCAGUUGGCAAGGCAAGUGCUUGCAGAGGAGCAGUGGAAGAUCUCUGCGCUUGAACAUCUCAGUCAGGCAAUUGCUAGCAAAGACAUAGCCGCUUUGGAAGCUGCUCUCUCGGAAGCGGAGAAUGCGGGUGUGGAAGCCGUUGAAGUCGAUACGGCGAAGAGCUUGUUAGAGCAGGAACUGCAGAAGACCUAUUUGUGGCAGAGCUUGAUGAUGGCUCAAGAAGAAAGGGAUAUCACUGCCUUGCGCGAUCAUCUCUCGAGCGCAAUUAGCUUGGGCUUCAGCUUGUCUGAGCUUGCAUCGGCGCAAGCUGUUCUCAAAGAGGAGGAGCGGAAAGAAUCAGCGCGUGAGGCGCUGUCAGAUGCUGUGCUGCAGAAGGAUGUGGGUGCGCUCCACAGAGCACUGAACGAAGCAGUGGAAUGUGGUCUUCGAGAGACAGAGCUGGCAUCCGCCCAGGACACCCUUGCUGUGGCACUACAGUUAGCUGAGACGCGACGUGAACUGGAGUCUGCAAUGAAAAGCCGCGACCCAGCCAGGCUUGCGGCAGCCAUUGCAAAAGGCCAACAAUGUGAACUGGGACCUGAGCUGGAAGCUGCGAAUGCUGUUCUGAAGGAGGCGUGGGCAGAACAGGCAAAAAAGUCGCUCCGGAAAGCCAUUGCUGAGCAGGAUGUCAGAGCAUUGUUCCGGGCUGUGGCCGAAAGCGAAGCGGUGGGUCUGGAACCUGAGGAGUUGGAGGAUGCCAAGCGUGCUUUGGAACGUGAGGCGGCCUCUGCGGCACAGGACUUUGAGGAACGAAUUCUCGAACGCAAAGCCCAACUCCUGCUACCAGCAGCUGAGCUUACCUUUGAGGUAGCGCGUCCAGCACUCCAAGCAGAGGGCUAUGGUGGAUUCGACUGGAAGGUCCGUGAGAACAUUGCGUUCACCACGGUAGCAGUGGGUCAAGAACUUGCGGUGGCGCUGGAGAAAGCAUGGUUCACCAAGAAGUCGGACAUUUUGGACGAACUUUGCCACAACCUUCGCAGCUGCUCUAUGUCAUCCACAGGAAGGGUGUGCAAAGUAGAAGCUUUGGACAGGAGAGUUUUGCUGAAGUUGGGUCUUGAGUUGAAGUCUCAGCUGGGCCAUGAAAGCAGCACAAGCUGGGCAAGCUCUCCCAUCGUCAUGGUAGCCAUGCUGCUGUAUACUCAGCAAGAUGUUGACACUGACCGAAGCAUGCUGUUCCCUGAUUGCCCCUCUUCUGCUGUGGGUCAGCGAUUAUUCCGAGAAAAGAAGGAGGCAUAUGAUGCUUACAGAACUCGGGUGGCCUCUGGACUGGCAACACGCAAUCCGAUGCUGUUCACUGAGGUGAGCCACGUGGCGGCUGCUGUGCUUCAGUCUGCUUUGCAGGGAAUGCAGGAUGGGAGCAGGUCUGCAGAGCCACUGCAGAAAUGGGUGAAGACUGCAUGUCUUUUGAGUUCGUGCCGUGAGAAAGCAGAAGAUUCAAGGACCCUCACCAGGAUAUUAAUGAAUGUAUCUGACCGGGGUAUACAAGAGCUGCAGAACAAGCAGAAGGAAGAUAUUAUUGUUUGCCCACAUAUCCUGAGCACGUCAUUGAACCCUGAUUAUGUGGAGAAGUAUCUUCACUUGGGUGCAUGGUGCUUGGAGCGGCAUGUGGUCCUCAGCAUCAGGGUGGACCGCGAUGUGACAGAGUGCCUCAAUCUGUCUGCAAUCAGCCAGUAUCCUGAAGAGAAGGAAGUGCUGCUGCCAUUCCUCUCGGUCCUGAGGAUACAGGACAUUUCGUUUGGCCCCGGCGAACCAACUCGAAUUUCUUGCCAAUUUCAAGGCUCCAUGAUGAGCUCUCGUUUGAGAUCGGCGUGUUUGUCAGACCUGACCAUGGCUUCCUAUGAGCUGGUCCAAGGUUUGGAGGAACUGCCAACACCUAGUCCGCUAUCCCUGAGCCUGGAGCAGUCCAAACUAGAUCGAUCCAAUAUCUUUGAGCCGAACCAGUACAACAGCAAAGUCUUCCAGUCACUGGUUCAUGCAUUUGAAGCACUGGACCGACGUGGUGCUUGGAUGAUCAGCCUAUCUGACUACUCUUGGGCACAGGACAGAUUGGCCAGUAGCUUCGCGGUGAAGCGGAUUCUUCGAAAGCUCACUCCGCAUUUUGCAAAAACGCAUGAUGACCUCUCCUUGCAGAAGUUCUUCACCUUGACUAUGCCUGGGGCAACCGAUGUGCAAUUGGAGAAGGCAUUCCGUUGGACAUCCCGGUAUUUGCGCAAUGCGGAGCCACGACACUUUGAAGAGUCGCCGGCAACUUGUCUUUGAGUCGAAGUGGAUCACCUGGAGCACUCAUCAAGAGCCCUUCCCAGUACGCGCAGGUAACGUAGUGUAAAAUCAGAACAGGCGACAGAGUGAUGUCGAACCACAUCCGAAUUUCUUCAGGGUUGUGUCUGUGUGAUUCAGAGUCGGCUGCAAUUUUUGAGGUCAGCCCUCAAACUCCGCAGACACCGGUGAUACGCAGUCCCUCGCAGCAUCGGCUGCCAACAUGGAGAUGACAAUCACCCCAAGUCAUUAGUCAUUUUAACACCGAGAGUCGAGACUGGCUAUUGCACGCUAUAACGAAUCUGCUGCCGGGCGUCCAAGUAGCUUGCAGUCCAAAUCAACAGAUUGAGACUUGCCCAAUAAUGUCCCCUCCUGGAUGUGAUGACAAUUCUUAAGAACAUUGAAAUUAAACAUAAUUUUUUGUUUGUAUUUCGCAGAUGAACCACAGACCCAUCAUUCUUGUUUCAUCUUGGUUCUCGUCUUCCCGUCUCUGGAGUUCCAGUGAGUUUUUGAACUCGUUGGCUUGCAUCAUUCGGUGAAUGCAUUUGAGCGUCUCUUGAAGAGCCCGCCUUGUAUAGAGAGUAGAGACGAAUAGAGCUUUCCGCUUUCCUUCAAGAGGACGGGGGAGCUACGCCUUUGCGCUGUCAAUCCAAUCCAGCAUUGUUUUAUCGUGUUGCAUUGGAUUUGCUAGCGCGCAGCUUGUUAAUGAGAUGCAGACAAACGCUCCUUUGUGGAGUGUAUGGCAGCUGCAGAAAAAUGACAACACUGAGGAAGUGUCUUCCAUGUUGGCCCACGAGUUCACGAGGUUUGAGUGCUUCCACAUUGCUGCCUCAUGAUUUGAGAAUCCGAGAUCAAGGGGACAACAGAAGAGGGAACAAAUCAUCGAACG
Molecule: messenger RNA, 7518 nt
Organism: Durusdinium trenchii
Lineage: Eukaryota; Dinophyceae; Suessiales; Symbiodiniaceae
Source: the annotation of a GenBank genome assembly